This is a messenger RNA of Leptosomus discolor (cuckoo roller), 124 nucleotides long. The record is from RefSeq and is a predicted model, not a curated record. NCBI's taxonomy places the organism in Eukaryota, Metazoa, Chordata, Aves, Leptosomiformes, Leptosomidae.
UUACAUCCGGUAUUCGCAGAUCUGUGCCCAGGUUGUUCGAGCCGCAAUGAAGCCUCAGUACAAGGCGGAGGCAGAGAGGGCGGCCAUGGCCACCGUGAAAACUGUGAAGACCAAGAAGGAGUAA